Messenger RNA from Rhinolophus ferrumequinum (greater horseshoe bat), 3144 nucleotides. Its product is annotated as KIAA0319 ortholog. Gene Ontology annotation, biological process: negative regulation of dendrite development; neuron migration. Gene Ontology annotation, cellular component: cytoplasmic vesicle; plasma membrane. Lineage: Eukaryota; Metazoa; Chordata; Mammalia; Chiroptera; Rhinolophidae. The record is from RefSeq and is a predicted model, not a curated record.
AUGGCACCCACCACAGGUGCUCUCUGUCCUUUGCUGCUGCUGGUGACCAUUGUAGGUUGUUCUGCUACCAAGUGCAGUGAGGGGAGGACGUAUCCCAAUGCAGUCAUUUUACCUAACUUGGAAACUGCCAGAAUCAUGAAGGUGCCUCAAACCACCUCCAUGGGGGAAUGCCCAGCUGCUUGCUGUGAGGUGUCCGCUGUGAGGUGUCCCAGCUGUGAUGUAGCUUGGUGGUUUGAGGACCACUGCUACCUGGUGAGCUGCCCUUACAGAGAGUGCUGUGAGCCCAGGAAAACAGGCUCUAUUAGGUCUUCUCUCACCUUUGUGCUCAGGCCUGCCCAGAGGCCUGCACAGCAGCUGGACUAUGGGGAAAUGAUGCUGAACAGGGGCUCCCCUGGAACCCAGGGAGAAUCACCUGAGGAUAUCAGAAAGCACUUUCCCUUUCUGGGCAAAGAUUGGGGCCUGGAGGAGCCAUCUGAGUACUCAGCUGACUAUCGGGAGCUGGCGCAGGAACUAUUCCAGACACUCAGCAAGCAGGAGGCCAAGGGAGACACUGAGUACACUGCCUGGGGCUCGCUGCUGCGUGGCCAGGGACAUUUCAACUCCUCUGCUGGAGACAGCCUGCUGGUUUCAGCCGAGUAGCAGCAGGAGGACCCAGAGCUCCGUAAGCCGAAUGAGUCAGCAUGGACUCCAGCCACAAACACUUCUCCUUAGAGGAGUUUGUUGCUUCCUUUGGUGAUUGCUUCAUCUUCAGGAGAGGUAUUGGAGAAAGAGACUUUUCAGCUCCAGGAACAAUCCCGCAGCAGGUCUAGAAAAGCGGUGGGUGUGGUGGGUUCCAAUACCUUCCACAAUCCUUCUCUAGCCAGCAUGGAGAAAAGCCCAGUUCUCACAGACCCAUGGAGCACAGAGCAUAACAUCCCAACCCUUCCCACUAGCAUCAUUCUUGAGCCCAGUCCAUCUGAGCAACCUGUAUCUGCUACCACUGCUCCCAUCACACAAACAACCUACAACUAUGAAUGGAGUUUAUUAAGCCAUCCUGCAGACUACCAAGGUGAAAUAAAGCAAAGACACAUGCAAACUCUUAAUCUCUCUCAAUUGUCAGUAGGAUUUUAUGCCUUCAAAGUUACAGUUUCUAGAGACAAUGUCUUUGGAGAAAGAUUUGUAAAUGUCACUGUUAAGGCAGCCAGGAGAGUCAACAUGCUGCCCAUAGCAGUUGUGUCUCCUCAGAUGCAAGAACUCACUCUGCUUUUGACGUCAGCUCUCAUUGACGGAAGUCAAAGUACAGAUGAUACUAAAAUGGUGAGUUAUCACUGGGAAGAAAUUAAUGGGCUCUUCCGAGAAGAGAAGACCUCAGCCAAUUCUGCUGUCUUGCAUUUGUCUAAUCUUGUUCCUGGCAACAAUACUUUCAGGUUGACUGUUACAGACUCAGAUGGAGCCACUAACUCCACAACCACAGCCCUAAUAGUCAACAGUACUGUGGACCACCCACCAAUUGCCAAUGCAGGACCAAAUCAGACCAUAACUUUGCCCCAAAACUACAUCACUUUGAAUGGAAACCAGAGCAGCGAUGAUCAUCAGAUUGUCCUUUAUCAGUGGUCCCUGGGCCCCAGGAGUGAGAGCAAAAAGCUGGCUAUGCAGGGAGAAAAGACACCAUACCUUCAUUUGUCUGCAGUGCAGGAAGGAGAUUAUAUGUUUCAGCUGAUAGUGACAGAUUCUUCGAGACAACAAUCCACUGCUGUGGUCACUGUGACUGUACAGGCAGAAGACAACAGGCCUCCAGUGGCUGUGGCUGGCCCCAGUCAGGAGUUGGUCUUCCCAGUGGAAAGCACUACCCUGGAUGGCAGCAGGAGCAGUGAUGACCACAGUGUUGUUUUCUACCACUGGGAGCAUGUCAGAGGCCCCAGUGCAGUGGAGAUGGAAAAUGUCAACGAGGCCAUGGCCACUGUGACUGGGCUUCAGGUGGGUACCUAUCAAUUCCGUUUAACAGUGAGAGACCAGCAGGGACAGAGCAGCAUGGCCACCGUCACAGUGACUGUGAAGGAGGAAAAUAAUAGUCCUCCCAGAGCCCAGGCUGGUGGCAGACAUGUUCUUGUGCUUCCCAAUAAUUCCAUUACUUUGGAUGGUUCAAGGUCUACUGAUGACCAAGGAAUUGUGUCCUAUCUGUGGAUCCGGGAUGGCCAGAGUCUGGCAGCAGGAGAGAGUACUUAAAAGAGACUUGAUGUCCUCGGUGGCUCUGAACGCAGUGCAGUCCUACAGCUUACCAACUUGGUGGAGGUAGUCUACACUUUCCACUUGCAAGUAUCUGACAGUCAUGGGUCCUCAGACAUGGAUACUGCCACUGUGGAAGUGCAGCCAGACCCUAAAAAGAAUGGUCUGAUGGAGCUGAUCCUGCAGGUUGGUGUUGGGCAGCUGACAGAGCAGCAGAAGGACACCCUUGUGAGGCAGCUGGCCGUGCUGCUGAACGUGCCAUGCCGUUUGGACAUUAAGGUUCAGAAAGUUCAGGCCCACUUGGAUCUCAGCACCGUGAUUGUGUUUUAUGUACAGAGUGGACUGCCAUUCAAAGUCCUCAAAACUGCUGAAGUGGCCCGAAAUCUGCACAGACGACUCUCGAAGGAGAAGGCUGAUUUCUUGCUUUUCAAAGUCUUGAGAAUUGACACAGCAGGCUGCCUUCUGAAGUGCUCUGGUCAUGGCCACUGUGACCCCUUAACAAAGCAUUACAUUUGUUCCCGGCUGUGGAUGGAGAAUCUGAUACAGUGUUACAUCCACUAUGGGGAGAGCAACUGUGCAUGGAGUGUAUUGUACGUGACAGUGCUGGCUGUCACUCUCACAGUGCUGAUGGGGGGCUUCGCUUGGCUUUGCAUCUGCUGCUGCAAGAGACGAAACAGGACUAAAAUAAGGAGGAAAACAAAGUACACCAUCCUAGAUGACAUGGAUGACCAAGAAAGGAUGGAGUUGAGGCCCAACUAUGGUAUUAAGCACCGAAGCACAGAGCACAACUCCAGCCUGAUGGUGUCCGAGUCUGAGCUUGACAGUGAUCAGGGCACACUCUUCAGCCGAGAGAGGACGGAGAGAAGAGACUCAAAGGUCUCCAUGAACAGCUCUGUCAGGAAUGGAGCUUCCUUCAGCUAUGGCUCCAAGGACAGAUAA